GUCGGCCGCUUUCCGGCCAUGAGCCCCCCGGCGCCGGGGCCGGGGCUGGGGUCGGGCCUGCGGCCGGGGCCGGGGCGGGCGGGCGGCGGGCGCUGAGCGAUGUCGCGGGCGGCGGGCGGCGAGUGCCGCAAAGAGGCGGCCGGCUGGGAGGGCGAGGAAGGGCAGUGCGACUCGGGCAUCGAGUCGCUGCGGUCGCUGCCGGGCGGCAGGGACACCCCCGCCCCGGCCCAGAUACCCGCUGCCGCCGCUCAGGUCACCCCCGCCGAGACCCUCGCCGAGGAGCGGCUGGACUCCAGCUACGGCUCCGGCUCCCUGCCCGAGCAGCUGCCCUUGCUGCCGGCCGCCUGGCCCGCCGAGGAGCUGCCGCCGCCCCCCGAGGGGCUCAGCCGGCAGCAGCUGGAGGCCCUCGCCUACAUUUCGGAGGACGGAGACACGUUGGUUCACCUAGCCAUUAUCCACUGUGUCCCAGCUGUGGCACUCUGUUGUAUCGCUCAGCUGCCCAGGGAAGUGCUGGAGAUCCAGAAUGAUCUUUUCCAGACCCCGCUCCACUUGGCUGUGUACCUGGAGCAGCCCAGUGUCAUCCAGGCACUGAUGCACAAGGGAGUGAACCCCGGGCUGCAGGACCGCAAUGGCAACACGCCGCUGCACCUGGCCUGCGAGCAGCAGUGCCUGCGGUGUGCCCAGCAGCUGCUGCAGGGCAUGGCCCCGCUGGAGGACACAGGCCAGCCCCACCAGCACCACCAGGACCUGCAGCUCCAGAACUGGCAAGGCUUGGCGUGUCUGCACAUCAGCACCUUGAAGGGCAACAUCCCAAUGAUGUCUCUGCUGCUGGAGAGGGGUGCUAACAUCGAUGUUCGGGAGGGCACAAGCGGGAAGACCCCAUUGCACCUGGCUGUGGAGUGCCACAACCGCAGGGCUGUCCAGUUUCUGCUGCGCAACGGGGCCUACGUGGACGCCCAGAUGUACAACGGGUGCACCCCGCUCCACCUGGCCGUGGGCCGCAGGGAUGCUGCCAUCGCUGCCAUCCUCUCGCACUCCGGGGCUGACACCCUGCUGAGGAACAUGGAGAAUGAGACAGCCCAGGACCUGGCUGAUGGCAACGAUGAUCUCCUCGCCUUGCUGCCCUUCGAUGACCUGAAGAUCUCAGGGAAGCCUGUUGUGUGCUCUGAAUGAGCUGCUGGACUCCUUUGGCCCCUUGGGCUGCCUUCUCGCUCCAUGCUGCUGCCCUGCUGCCCCCUGAGACCUUGCCUGCCUGCAGUUCCAUGGGAGCAGAGCCACUUUGGGAGACUUAUCCCCCCCUGCCUCCUCUUUGGAAGAGUUUUGUUGGCCUCAGGCUGCCUUCGCAGAGGGAAGAAGGUGGCACUAUGAGCACUACACAGAGGAGGCUUUUCUUGUAGUAUUUGUGCCCAGCAGCAGAACUGAAUUUCCCCACCCUGACACGGGUCUGACGUGUGGGAGUCUCCAGCUUACACAGAGAAGGAGCAGGAGAGGACUCCUUUUCACACUGUGUAGUAGACGGAGCACCCUCGGCACCCCCAAAACACCAUCAGUGUAAGUGUGGGGUGAGGAGAGUUAACACUCUAAUAAACAUUUGUUCUUGCUGCGGGCA
Messenger RNA from Apus apus (common swift), 1609 nucleotides. RefSeq names its product NFKB inhibitor epsilon (gene NFKBIE). Lineage: Eukaryota; Metazoa; Chordata; Aves; Apodiformes; Apodidae. Bases 100 to 1173 code for a protein of 357 amino acids. Gene Ontology annotation, molecular function: protein binding. The record is from RefSeq and is a predicted model, not a curated record. The transcript has 6 exons.